CCUGUUAAACCCUAAGAAUAUACUCUUUUUCCUCUCCGAUUUCACUAAACCUAGGUAUACACAAUUUUUCCUCUCCAAUUUCACACCAAUGGGGAAGGUAAAGGGAAAACAUCGUUUGGACAAGUACUACCACUUGGCCAAAGAGCAUGGCUACAGAUCUAGAGCCGCAUGGAAGCUGGUUCAACUUGAUUCCAAGUUCGGCUUUCUCCGCUCGGCUAAUUCCGUGCUCGACCUCUGCGCCGCGCCGGGUGGAUGGAUGCAAGUGGCCGUCGAGAAGAUGCCUGUCGGAAGUUUAGUAAUCGGUGUCGACCUCGACCCGAUUCGACCCAUUCGCGGCGCUCUCUCCGUACAGGAGGAUAUUACCCAGCCUAAGUGUAGGGCGGUGGUUAAGAAACUCAUGGCAGAGAAUGGAUGCAGGGCUUUCGACUUGGUGCUACACGACGGCUCGCCUAAUGUUGGGGGUGCGUGGGCUAGGGAGGCUACCAGUCAGAAUGCUCUGGUGAUUGACUCGGUUAAGCUUGCUACGGAGCUUCUGGCUCCCAAAGGAACUUUUAUCACCAAGGUCUUCAGAUCCCAAGAUUAUACCGCUGUCCUUUUCUGUCUUAGACAGUUCUUCGAGAAGGUUGAAGUGGAUAAACCACAAGCUAGUCGUUCAGCAUCAGCUGAAAUUUAUAUUGUGGGUUUCAAGUAUAAGGCACCGGCUAAAAUCGAUCCGCAACUUCUUGAUAUAAAGCAUCUCUUCCUAGGAGGUAAAGAGCCUCCAAAGGUGGUGGAUGUACUAAGAGGAACAAAGCAAAAGCGACACCGUGAUGGGUACGAAGAUGGAGACACAACAUUGCGGAAGGUCUGCUCUGCAGCAGACUUUGUUUGGUCUGGGUCUCCUCUUGAGAUCCUUGGUUCAGUUACUUCUAUAACAUUUGAAGAUCCUGCAUGUUUGCUAAUCAAGGAUCAUACCUUGACAACUGAAGAGGUUAUAUCUCUAUGUGACGAUCUUCGUGUUUUGGGGAAGCAAGACUUCAAGCAUCUCUUGAAAUGGCGUAUGCAAAUAAGGAAGGUGCUGUCUCCUACAGAGAAGGCUACUUCUGCUACGACGGCUGUGAAACGGGAGGGCAAGGAAGAUGAAGAUGAAAGGAUACUUAAUGAAAUGGAGGAGCUGACGAAUGCCAUGGAGCAGAAGAAGAAAAGGGCAAAAAAACUUCUGGCAAAGAGACAAGCCAAGGAGAAAGCUAGGAAAGCAUUAGGCAAGCAAAUAGACGCAACAGAGGAUGGCUAUACUGAUCAUGAAUUGUUCUCUCUAACUUCUAUCAAGGGGAAGAAAGAACUUGUGGCUGUCGAUAAUCAUGAAUAUGAUGGUGAAAAUGAUGAAAUUGGAAGUAGUGACAGCGAAGGAGGCCACGAGGAAGCACAAGGGGACGCAUCUAGUGAUGCAGACACUGAUGAAGAACACCAGAGGUAUGGCGAGCAACUGCAGGAGUUACUUGACGAAGCCUACGAAAGAUUUGUGGCUAAAAAGGAAGGAAAUACGAAGCAGAGAAAGCGUACAAAGCAAUCCUACUCAGAGGGCGAUCAACUCUUGGAGGAGGGCAACGAUGACAAUAACAUGGUUCAUUCUGAUCGAGACUCUGAUAAUGAUGGAGAUCGUGAGGUGAAUCCGCUUGUGGUACCACUCUUAGAGAAUACACCGAGUCAGGAGGAGAUUGCAGCGAAAUGGUUUAGUCAAGAUGUCUUCAUGGAUGCCGAUGAAAGAGAGGAGUUGGAGAAUGAUGAUAGCGAAGAUGAAAUGCAGAUGGAUAUGCCUGUUGAACAUCCCACAAUUCAGGAGAAGACAAUUGAAGAUUCACCAGCAAAACUCAAGGGUUCAAGAAAGACGAGUAAAUUACCGACAGUAAAAGUUUCCAAGGUGGAUGAUGAUUUUGAGAUAGUUCCUGCUCCGCAUACAGAUUCUAGUGAUUCUUCAUCAGACGACUCAGAUGAAGAUGACAUUGGUUCAAAAGCAGAGAUAUUGGCUUGUGCAAAAAAGAUGCUGACGAAAAAGCAGAGGGAACAGAUUCUUGAUGAUGCGUACAACAAAUAUAUGUUCCAUGAUGAGGGAUUACCGAAGUGGUUUGUGGAUGAGGAGAAGAAGCAUUACCAGCCAAUCAAGCCUGUGACGAAAGAGGAGAUUGCUGCAAUGAGAGCACAAUUCAAAGAAAUUGAUGCUCGGCCUGCUAAGAAGGUUGCACAAGCCAAAGCUAGAAAGAAACGAGCUGCACAUAGGCAGCUAGAAAAGGUACGCAAGAAGGCGAACUCUAUAUCAGAUCAGACAGAAAUAUCCGAUCGUUCGAAGAGGAAAAUGAUCGAACAGCUUUAUCAGAAGGCAACACCUAAGAAACCUAAGAAGGAAUAUGUGGUAGCAAAGAAGGGUGUCCAAGUCAAGGCUGGCAAGGGGAAAGUUCUUGUUGAUAGACGAAUGAAAAAAGAUGCCAGGAAGCAGGGAAUGAACAAGCGGAGGAAAGAAACAAAGGGAAAGCAGAAAGGUAAAGGAUCGGCAAAGGGACCUGGAAAGGGGAAGGAAAAGGAAAAGGGUAAGGGGAAAGGGGGAAGUAAAAUGAAGUAGAGGGAAAUGCAUGUUUGAAUGUGAUGGAGGGUUGUUCAGUAGCCAAAGGGUUGGAGAGACUUAUAACAGGGCCUCCCGCGAAGGCUGUGUAGGAAGGAGACGACGACCAGAACUGAUUUGAGUUAAGACUACGCUUGCCUUUGCUAUUAUUUAUUUUUAAUAAUUCUGUUGGUGGAGAGGUUUUGCUUUUAUUACUAUACUUUUGUUUUCUCGCCAAGGUAUUGAUGUUGCAACAGUUUUGCUCGACUGAUAUCCAUUCUGUACAAUAAGUUGUGUUUUUCAAUAA
Molecule: messenger RNA, 2882 nt
Organism: Olea europaea var. sylvestris
Lineage: Eukaryota; Viridiplantae; Streptophyta; Magnoliopsida; Lamiales; Oleaceae
Product: adoMet-dependent rRNA methyltransferase spb1-like
Exons: 11
Coding region: 89-2596 (835 amino acids)
Biological process (GO): rRNA methylation; maturation of 5.8S rRNA from tricistronic rRNA transcript (SSU-rRNA, 5.8S rRNA, LSU-rRNA); maturation of LSU-rRNA from tricistronic rRNA transcript (SSU-rRNA, 5.8S rRNA, LSU-rRNA)
Cellular component (GO): nucleus; preribosome, large subunit precursor; nucleolus
Molecular function (GO): rRNA (guanine) methyltransferase activity; rRNA (uridine-2'-O-ribose)-methyltransferase activity
Source: RefSeq, a predicted model, not a curated record